Molecule: messenger RNA, 656 nt
Organism: Talpa occidentalis (Iberian mole)
Lineage: Eukaryota; Metazoa; Chordata; Mammalia; Eulipotyphla; Talpidae
Exons: 5
Source: RefSeq, a predicted model, not a curated record
AAUGGGCCUGAAUCAUUCUAAGGCUCACCCUAGGGUGACCAAAGUAGCACCUUUCCAAAAUAAAGAGGGAGAGACUGCCAUGGCUGACCCUGUGGACUUUGCAUUUAAUCAGAAUCUGGAAGAAAAGAGUUCGUUUUCGCUUGCAAGACUGCAGGACCGGAAUAAAGCUUUGGAAGGGCAGCUGCCGCCACUACGAGAUACCUGGUAUGGAAGACACUCUGCAGUGCCCAGGGCCAUCUAUUUUGACAUUCCACUGGAACAGGGAGAAACAAGUAUUAUUAAAAGGCAUCCACCCCGAAGACUUCAAAAGCUUGAACCCCUUGACCUGCCACCAGUAAUUACUUCUGAAAGACACCUGAGCCAGCAAGAAGCUGAGAGAACUCACAAAGCAAAGCAGGGCCUGGAAAAGAAGGUGCAAACUCCAAUGUAUACUUCUGGGAAAAGACAAUAUUUACAUAAGAUGCAAAUGCUGGAAAUGAACCGUAAAAGACAAGAGGCCCAAGUGGAGUCAAAGAAAAGUCUUCAUAAGGAGUCUAGGACUAAUAAACAAAAACCCAGGGAAAAUAAAGCCAAGAAAACCCUUCAAAACAUCCCAAGAAAUGAUGACGGUGACUUCAUAACAUUGUUGCCUGAUGAAAGCUUGAUUACAAGCCCAG